Messenger RNA from Conger conger (European conger), 3427 nucleotides. RefSeq names its product cytochrome P450 1B1-like. The record is from RefSeq and is a predicted model, not a curated record. Bases 318 to 1898 code for a protein of 526 amino acids. Gene Ontology annotation, molecular function: iron ion binding; steroid 17-alpha-monooxygenase activity; heme binding. NCBI's taxonomy places the organism in Eukaryota, Metazoa, Chordata, Actinopteri, Anguilliformes, Congridae. The transcript has a single exon. Gene Ontology annotation, biological process: progesterone metabolic process; hormone biosynthetic process.
AUUCACAGAGAAAGAAAACAAAACUCGGAAAAAAUACCUGUAAUCCAGCCUGAAGUUUGUAAUGCUCAGUUUAGCUCUUAAAACCAAUAUGUCUGAGGAAUACAAAGCAAAGCAUAUGCUAUAUGCAUGAGUUUAAAUUUUGAUUUGCAGAAAGAAAAUACAUUUUUGUUGUUUUUGAAGCAUUUGUUCAUUAAACAUUUUUGUGCAGAAAUUAACUUGGAACUUUAAACUUUAAAAACCUGUUUAAUGGUUACUUUUCUUCUCUUCAAAAUCAUCACACACUUCUGAACGUAAGAAAGCAGAAGCAAUCCAACACCAUGGCACUGUGGGACACAGAGUUUGGAGUAAAGGGCAGCAGCAUCAUCAGAGAGUGGAGCGGUCAGGUCCAGCCGGCUCUCGUCGCUUCCUUCAUCUUUCUCUUCUGCCUGGAAGCCUGCCUGUGGGUCAGGAAUCUCAGGCACAAGAGAAGGCUGCCUGGACCCUUCCCCUGGCCAGUGGUGGGUAAUGCCAUGCAGCUGGGGCAAAUGCCCCACAUCACUUUCUCCAAACUAACUAAGAAGUAUGGAAACGUGUACCAGAUUAGAUUAGGCUGCAACGACAUUGUGGUACUGAAUGGACAUACUGCUAUCCGCCAAGCUCUGAUCCAGCACAGUGCUGCGUUUGCAGGAAGACCAAAUUUUGUUUCUUUUCAGAUGAUUUCUGGUGGCAAGAGCAUGACAUUCACCAACUACAGCACACAGUGGAAGAUACACCGUAGAAUUGCUCAGUCAACUAUCAGAGCUUUCUCUUCAGCAAACAGCCAGACCAAGAAAGCUUUUGAGCAACACAUCGUGGGAGAAGCCUUGGAUCUUGUCCAGGUUUUCCUGAGACUCAGUGCAGAUGGCCGGUAUUUCAACCCUGCUCAUGAACUGACAGUUGCUGCUGCUAAUGUUAUCUGUGCUCUCUGCUUUGGGAAACGUUAUGGACAUGAUGACUUAGAGUUCAAAACCCUUCUGAGCAGAGUGGAUAAAUUUGGAGAGACGGUAGGUGCUGGCAGCUUGGUGGAUGUCAUGCCAUGGCUUCAGUCUUUCCCAAACCCAGUGCGAAGCAUCUACCAGAACUUCAAGGAACUGAAUGAGGAGUUUUUUGCCUUUGUAAAAGACAAGGUGACCCAGCACAGGGAAACAUACAACCCUGAAGUGACACGAGAUAUGAGUGAUGCCAUCAUUAGUGUGAUUGAGCAUGGAAAAGACCAUGGACUGUCAAAAGAUUUUGUUGAAGGAACUGUCACAGACCUCAUUGGUGCUGGACAAGACACAGUGUCAACACUUUUGCAGUGGAUCCUGUUACUCUUAGUCAAAUACCCACAUAUCCAAACCAAAUUACAAGAGCAGAUUGAUAAAGUUGUGGGACGUGACAGGCUACCUUCCAUGGAGGACAAAAGCAGCCUGGCUUGCCUGGACGCCUUUGUCUAUGAGACCAUGAGAUUCACCAGCUUUGUGCCUGUUACCAUUCCCCACUCCACCACCUCAGACGUGACCAUCGAGGGUGUGCACAUCCCCAGGGACACGGUGGUGUUCAUCAACCAGUGGUCUGUCAAUCACGACCCACAGAAGUGGAAGGACCCCCAUGUCUUCAACCCCUCCCGGUUUCUGGAUGAAAAUGGUGUUCUUGACAAGGACCUGACCAGUAGUGUCAUGAUAUUCUCCAUAGGGAAGAGAAGAUGUAUUGGUGACCAGAUUGCCAAGGUUGAAGUCUUUCUGUUUUUUGCCAUCUUGCUCCACCAGUGUAGCUUCGAGAGCAACCCUUCCCAGGAAAUAAGCUUGGACUGCUCCUAUGGCUUAACAUUGAAGCCACUAAACCACUCUAUCUCUGCCAAGCUAAGGGGGAAGUUUUUAGGCUUGGUGUCACCAGCAUGAAAAGCUAGGAAUUGUUUCACUUAUCUUGUGACUCAAGGCCAGCAAAGACUUCAUGUUUGCCAGAGACAAACUGAUGACAUUUAACCGUGAGUAUUAGCAAAUGGGUUAACCCUUUUUCAAGAGUAACCAGCACUGAACGCCAUUGUCAAGAGAUUUCAUAUUUAAUAUUUAAUUAUUAUUCAGACACAAUUUAUGGAGAUUGUAUUUUUGUAGUCAAAAGUUGCUUCACAACAAAACUUCAGUUAUAAAAGAGGAAAGUGUUUCUUGUUGGGUGGUGAGAUCGAGUGUGUGAAGGAGGGCAUUAUCUGUGAAGUAUACUACUGUACAAUUGAACAAUUAAUUUCAGGGCUCUCACAUGGUUUCUUUAAAAAUGUUCACUGUUCUGCUAUGAAGAAUAAUUGUUCAGUAAUAUUGUCUUGAGUGUACUUUAUAUUCACUACCCUGCAUGUCCAAGUGAUUUAAAGUGCAGGAAUUAUAUAUGAAGUAAUACAAGUAAAAAUAUUUUUUUAAAUAUUCAGCAAAUUGUCAGUAUAAGCAUAUAUCACAGUAUUUAUCGUGACAGUGAACGUGCGUGUAUGAGUGUUUUAAGGCAACAGCUGUAGGCAAAUUUAGUUUAAGAAUUGAUUGGAUAAAUAACUUAGUAACACACUGUUUAUGUAUUUGUUUUGCCUUGAAGACUUGUAGAUUUGCCCUCAUAAUGAUGCACAUAUAUUGAUGUAUUUACCUAAUUCACAUGAAACAGUCACUAAAGAAUUUUAUGUAUAUAGAUAUAUAUUUUGUAUAAGUAUGAAAAGUUCGUUUAGCAACUCAAAGUAUUACACAAAAUGAACUGAAGUUCACUAUCUACUGUAAAUAAAAGCAAAUGGUGUUCUGGGAGAAGAUAAAAAGGAGAUAUUGAUGAUGGGGAAGGAUCAUAAGUUUAACCUCAAGUUGUUUAUUAACAACAUUUGUUAAGUUUAUCUAAAAUUAAGAACACUCCUGUAGUCCUUAUGUAAUUGUGAACACCAUAUAGUCUCCAUUGGAAAAUCAAAUGUCUUUUUGAGUUUUUGUUUUUUCUAAGGGAGUUGCUGGUUGCUGGGAUUUCAGUAAAAUGUUUGUAAUAGAAGAAUAGUAUGUACUAGGACUUGUCUUCUUGGGGUCUGGAAUAGUUGUAUGCCAGACAACUCUCCUCCCAUCUCAUCCAAGUGUUACUGCUCCAUAUUACUGCCUCAAAACAAGUAAUUCCCCAAUAAAUACUUCCACAUGUGUGAUGUCUUGUUAAAUACACUUCUGUUUACACUGCCUCUGUGGGCUAUCAGAACAUGAAUUUACCUUUAGAACUUUGUUAUAGCAGGUGAAGUACAUGAGUGUACUCAAAAAGUAUUACUGUGUUGUUCACUUGACCUUUUUCUCAUUUUUAGACCAAUAAAGGCCAACUACUUGUUGAAUGUCCCUGCAUAACAUUUACCACACUGCAAAUGAUCAUUGUUUGUAAUAUAUGGAAAUAAGCUGCAUCUGAUGUGAAUAAAGUGGUGUUAUCAUAACAGUCA